This is a messenger RNA of Hibiscus syriacus, 2371 nucleotides long. RefSeq names its product pentatricopeptide repeat-containing protein At3g29230-like. The record is from RefSeq and is a predicted model, not a curated record. The transcript has a single exon. The coding region runs from base 114 to 1961 and encodes 615 amino acids. NCBI's taxonomy places the organism in Eukaryota, Viridiplantae, Streptophyta, Magnoliopsida, Malvales, Malvaceae. Gene Ontology annotation, molecular function: RNA binding; protein binding. Gene Ontology annotation, biological process: RNA modification.
AGAAUCUUUGCCAGAGGAAAACAUGGAUAGCUUCAGCUUAACAAAAUCCCUUUGAAAAAGAAAAAAAGAGAGAAAGAAUUACAGCAAAGUCUCCAGAGCGAAGCCCCAUAUUCAUGCAAAACUCCCACCAUCUUCCCAUCUCUAAACCCUUUCGAAACCCCAUGUCAAUACCUCUUAAAUCCCCCUCAUGGUCCUCUACAAGAAGACUUUUUGAACAAAAACUCCAGGACCUCCAUAAAUGCAACAAUUUAAGCCAUGUUAAACAGCUUCAAGCCCAAAUUAUCAAACAAAAUCUUCACCAAGACCUUUAUAUUGCUCCCAAGUUGAUCUCAGCUUUCUCUCUAUGCCGCCAAUUGGCCUUGGCUCUUAACGUUUUUAACCAAAUUCAAGACCCCAAUGUUCAUUUGUACAACACUUUGAUUAGAGCCUGUGUGCAGAACUCACAGCCAACCCAGGCUUUUUCUUUCUACUUUGAAAUGCUAUGGAACGGGAUUUUGGCUGAUAAUUUCACUUACCCUUUUCUGUUGAAGGCUUGUAAUAGUUUGAAAUUGCUGCAAAUGAUACAUACCCAGAUUGAAAAGAAUGGUUUUUUGGGUGAUAUUUUUGUACCCAAUGCUCUUAUUGAUAGUUAUUCGAAGUUUGGAGAAUUGGGUGUUAAAGCAGCUUGGAAGUUAUUUUCGGUAAUGGAAGAUAGAGAUGUUGUUUCAUGGAAUUCUAUGAUGGCAGGGUUGUUGAAAGUUAGGCAGUUGAGGGAAGCUAGGAAGUUGUUCGAUGAAAUGCCCGAGAGAGAUAUAGUUAGUUGGAAUACAAUCUUGGAUGGAUUUGUUAAAGCGGGAAUAAUGGAGGAAGCUUUUGAAUUGUUUCAAAAGAUGCCUCAGAGGAAUGUGGUGUCUUGGUCAACUAUGGUUAUGGGUUAUAGCAAGGCAGGGGAUAUGGACAUGGCUAGAGUUUUAUUUGAUAAGAUGCCGCUCAAGACAUUGGUUCCUUGGACUAUUAUUAUAUCCGGAUAUGCAGAAAAGGGGUUGGCGAAAGAGGCUAUUGACUUGUAUGAUCAAAUGGAGCGACAUGGAUUGAGGUUGGACGAUGGAUCCGUUAUUAGUAUAUUGGCUGCUUGUGCGGAGUCUGGUUUAUUAAAAGUGGGUAUAAAAGUGCACGAUUCAAUAGAGAGGCUUAACUUUAGAUGUAGCAUUACUGUGUCUAAUGCAUUAGUUGAUAUGUACGCAAAGUGUGGCAGUCUAGACAAGGCGCGGAGUGUCUUUAAUGGAAUGGCAAAAAGAGAUGUAGUUUCAUGGAAUGCAAUGCUGCAUGGAUUUGCUAUGCACGGUCGUGGCAGAGAAGCACUUCAUGUUUUCUCUAGAAUGAAGAUGCAAGGAUUUCAGCCAGAUAGAGUUACUUUCGUAGGUGUGUUGUGUGCUUGUACCCAUGCAGGCUUUAUCGAUGAGGGUGUAGAAUACUUCUACGCAAUGGAGAAAGAUUAUGGGAUUGUUCCUCAAAUUGAGCAUUAUGGUUGCAUGAUUGACCUUUUAGGCCGAGGAGGGCGCUUGAAGGAAGCAUUUAGACUUAUGCAUACCAUGCCUUUUGAGCCAAAUGCCAUUAUAUGGGGUACUCUUUUGGGGGCAUGCCGAUUGCAUGAUGCUACGGAACUCACAGAGAAGGUGCUUGAUCACCUUCUUGAGUUGGAUCCCUCUGAUCCAGGAAAUUAUUCCAUGGUAGCGAAUAUUUUUGCUGCAGCGGGAGAUUGGGACAGCGCAGCAAGUGUAAGGCUUCAAAUGAGGAGCAUAGGGGUUCAAAAACCUUCAGGAGCAAGUUCUAUUGAAAUAGACAACGAAGUCCAUGAGUUCACUGUAUUUGAUAGGUCACACCCUAAAUUUGAUAGAAUAUAUCAAAUACUUGACAGAUUGGGUCAGGAACUUAAGCGAGCUGUACAUCCCGAAGAUACUGCCUUACCGGUAGAACCGUAGAAGUCAAUAGGUGGUCGUGAUUUAGAUAGAGGCACUAUUGCAAUAUUGUUUAGUUGCGAUUUUCGAUCAGCUUAACAGUCCAAUUGGUAGGAUCCCUUCUGCAAAAGCAUGUAUUUCGAAAAAGUGUCAAUUUCUUCUCUACUACCUUAGUUGCAAGUUUAACUAGGAUAGAGGAGAUUGACACUGGCCAAAUGUGAAACCAGGGGUGCAUGGGUGGAGUAUGGAGCAUUAUUUAUUUUGUAUGCAAUUAUAUUUGUAAACUUACUCUAAUACCAAUGUGUUACAUAUUUGUUCAAAUCAGAUGAAACAUUUUAGUUGAUAAUCGAUGUUCUUCUCGAUACAACUUAUCCUGUUACUGUUCCCAUGUUAUUAAACAGUUUCAGACACAUCUAUAUUCUUUGUGCAGUUCU